Molecule: messenger RNA, 17599 nt
Organism: Cuscuta epithymum
Lineage: Eukaryota; Viridiplantae; Streptophyta; Magnoliopsida; Solanales; Convolvulaceae
Source: the annotation of a GenBank genome assembly
CUUUAGCCUAUUUAAAAUACAUGAUCUAGCCAAAGUUUUACACUAACGUAUGAAUGUGUAGAUGAAAGCAGUGUAAUGCGUUGUUGCCUUGCUAAUUUUUUAUGGCAAAAUUGUAACAUUAAGAGCAUCUCUUAGGUAAUAAAAAAUAAUCAUGAAUAUUAAGACUCUUAAUUUCCAUGAUUAUUUUUAAGGACUACAAGUUUUAAAUUUAAUUACAAGCAACUUUGACUUGUAAUUGCUUUUAUAUCUCCGUGUGAUUUUCCUUUUUGUAAUGCUUGUUUAUUUUGGAUGAUCCAUGGUUUAAUUUAUGAAUUUCAUUUUAGUUCCAUUUUGUCGGUUUUGGAUCCAAAACCGAACCGAAAAAUUGGUUCCCAAACAAUCGGGUCACAAUCUAUUUUCGGUUCAGGCUCGAUUUUCAUUUUCAAGAGAACCGAAAUGUCGGUUCGAUUUCGAUUUUUGCAAUUUCGAUUCAGGUCCCAAACCGCAUUCAGCCCUAUUAAAUUUCGUGCAUUAUCCGUGUGAUAUAAAAAAUACGUCCAGUCUCUCUGUGUUAUAAUUAUUUUAAGCAAAACCUUCUGUAUGAAAAAAAUUAAUUGCCAAAUAAAACAAAGAAGAUUAGUAUUUUGUAUAAUUUAGAGAUUUUGGCAAGUUUACUAGUAUAAUUAAUCAUCAUAAUAUUGAGAUAAGUGACUUUCAAAUUAUUAAAUUUAUUCUUGGCGAGGAUUUUGCGCAUGAUUAAUUAUAAUGCACGGGAUUUGAUGCAUUUUUUAAUCACAAUGUUCUAAUGCGCAUAAUUUAUAGAAACAAUUACAUGUGCGCGGACCCAAGAAAUUUAUAUUGGGAGGCCAUAGAUUCACUGGUGUAUCAAGAAAAUUUUCUCAUUGGUGGUCAACUUAGACUAAAACUUAGUCACAUAUUUCAAAAAUAGUAAAUCACAUUAUUAAUGUUGUUUUAUUCAACGUAAUUUAAGUUACAAGAUAAGAUGAUAAGUUGGCUAAAACUUGAGCGUGAUGUUUCUUUCUCAUAAGUAGUGCUUUUAGGUAUAAAAAGAUAAUUGAGCUAAAUCUUGAGCCAAAGAUUCAUUAUUUUUGGGCUUGAGAAUAUGAUGGAAUAAAACAAAAUGGCUCACUAAACUGUCUGCGAUUCUUUGUUAUGAAGCAGCAGUCAGUCCAUGCAAUUUUGGACGCCAUUUUCACUACGGGUCAUCCGGAAACAGUCUCUCUGUGCUUGUACAGGAGUAAGACUGCGUAUAUCCGACCUCCCUUACCCCACCGUAGGUAAAUGAAAAUGAAAAUGAUAUGUAGUGAUUUUAGUUAUAGGAUAAACCGACUAAAACUUGAGCGGAUUUUUUUUGUCUCUCAUACAUUGUGAUUUUAGGUAUAAUAAGAAGAUAGCCGACUGACAAUUGAAUGGGAGAAUUUUGACUCUCAUAUGUUGUGCUUUUAGAUAUAAGAUAAGCCGACUAAAAUAUGAAUGAGAAAAAUUUCUCUCUCAUACAUAGUGCUUUUCGGUAAAAGAUAAGUCGACUGAAACUUGAGCAGGAGAAUCCCCCCCAUACGUAGUGUUUUUAGAUAUAAGAAGAUAAGCCAACUAAUAAUUGAACGCGAUAAUUUUCUCUCUCAUAUGUAAUGGUUUUAAGUAUAAGAAGAUAAGUCGACUAACAAUUGAGGGGAAAUUUUUUAACUCCCAUAGUACUUUAAAACCGGUGAACAAUUGUGUUGGAUGAUUUUUUCUCUCAUAUGUAGCACUUUUAGGUAUAAGAAGAAGAUAAAUCGGCUAACAAUUGAGCGGAUAAUUUUUUCUCUCAUAUGUAACACUUUUAGGUAUAAGAAGAUAAAAAGAUAAGAAGACCAGCCGGCUAACAAUUGAUGGGGAAGAAUUCGCUCUCUCAUACAUGGUGAUUUUAGAUAUAAUCAAAUAAAAUAAGUCGGCUAAAAAUUGAGUGGAGAAGUUCUCUCUCUCAUACGCUGUGAUUUUAGGCAUAAGAUAAGUCGGUUAACAACUGAACGGAUGGAUUUUCUCUCUCAUACGUAGUGAUUUUAUGUAUAAGAAGAUAAGUCGACUAAAACUUGAGCAGGCGAAUGCUCUCUCUCGUACGCAGUGCUUUUAAAUUUAGAAUUUUUCUCUCAUACAUAGUUCUUUAGUUUAUAUAUACGAUAAGAUAACAUGACUAAAACUUUAGCGGGGGGAUUUUGUCUCUCGUGCGUAGUGUUGGGUGUGUUUCGGAAAAUAAAGAAAAUUAAUUAAAAUAAAUUAAUUAAAAUAAAAUGACUAGCGAAAAACAAGAAAGGAGAUGAAGCAGAAUUAGUCAAAGCUCGUGCUACGCACGAUGUCCUUAAAACGUAUUUGUUGCCUCCCACGGUGCUAGGAGCGUUGCAACAAUCGUUUCCCAGGAUACGAUGACUACGAACUAAUGUUUGAGCACACAAACAAGAGUUCCAGCGAACGAGAACACAGUAUGAACACAGAAGGAAUUUGCAGAUUGCUAGCAGUGUGUUUUUAGAGCUAAAACGUGUAUGGAUUUGUGUAAAAUCGUGUGUUGUAGCAAACCACCUGCCAGCCAUUAUAUAAGAGGAUUUGUUGUGUGUAAAUGGUGAAUUAAUGGACCUGAACGUUGGACAUCAAUGACCAGUCCGUUGGGCAUUGAAUCGUCCAUGAACUGUCUAUUUAACGCUGCAUUAAAGGAUAUAAACGUGGGGCAUUUAUUGCUACCAGAGACCGACGUGUUCUGAUGCCACCAGAGACUGAGGUAUUCUGAUCGAGGCCAUCAGAGACCGAGGUGUUCUGAUCGAGGCCAUCAGAGACCGAGGUAUUCUGAUCGAGGCCAUCAGAGACCGAGGUGUUCUGAUGCCACCAGAGACCGAGGUAUUCUGAUCGAGGCCAUCAGAGACCGAGGUGUUCUGAUGCCACCAGAGGCCGAGGUCUUCUGCUAGGCACUUUUGUCAACCGGGAAGAAAACAAAAAUUAUCCGUAUCUCUUGAGAGAUAGAUUUUUGGACGACAUUCGUGUCCGCAGGUCGCCCGCGCACGCAAGUCGCAGUUUUUCUUCUCCGAAUUCGGGAUUUGAUUUGCACCCCCCCCCCCCUGCGCGCGUGGAGAGAGCCUUUACCCUUAGGAAUCUUAACUCCUUAAGGGGAGAGUCCCUUUAUAAAGGGUUGCAAAUCCCUUGGGUUUUCCGGUGUGGGAAAUUAACACACUAGAAACCCAUCCUUUUUCCCAGUUUUUCCAUUCUAACGGGUAAACUUCGAAAAGCGAUUUCUCAUUCACCCGUUAUCCGUUUUGAGCGUACCAUAUAUCGAAUUGUAGCCCUUAACAAGGACAAUCCGAAACCACUUUGACCCGACCCAAAUCGGAAGUGGACCCCACUCAGAAAAUUGCCCCAAAAUAGCCAUUUAAUGCAAUUUUUCACACAUUUUUCCAACAAUCCCCCACAUGAAUGAAAAUUGAUUUUCGAGACUUAUAAAAAGACACGAAGAUAGGAGGACACGUUGUGUUCACCGGAUGAUCCUUGUAUACGGAGAGGUAGGUUUAAUCCUUUGAACCUUCCGCUGUAAAGACUCGUUUAUUUACUGGCUGUCUAGUAGACUCGAUGUCUUUGAACUAUACUGCCGGCGUGUAAACAUUGACUUAUCUUUACACAAGAACCUUCCAACUUUGUUCCGUUCUCAUGGGUGUGCCCGUUUUGGCCAUGGGUCACCGUCCUGGUUCUGCAAGAGUUUCUAAAGAACUGAGCCAUUACAGUUCUCCUUUGAAGCGGCCCUCUUCUCUCUCACAUAGGUGAUUCUUUCACGAGUAUCCCGCAUACUCUUCCAAUGUUAUCGAGUAGAUCAACAUUUUAGAAUCAUUAAAGCAAACGUUUUUGCUAACCUCGUGCGGGAGUCACUGUUUCAAUGAGGAGUGGGUAGGAGUCCGGGACCCCCACAGUGACCAUCCUUCGCUCUAUAAUUUGGUUGUCCCAUUUGAACCUAGGACCAACUAGGUUGGGUAUCCACUAUAGAACUUUUCAAUUCACGGGCUUUAAUCCCAUUCCUCGCAUCAACUUCUCCAACAAUUCUCUAUCCAAUGCCUUGGUUAGCGGAUCCGCUAUGUUAUCCUUUGACUUCACGUAGUCAACAGUGAUAACACCCGUUGUGAGAAGUUGUUUAAUGGUAUUAUGUCUACGACGGACGUGUCUAGACUUACCAUUAUAGAGAUUGCUCUGUGCCCUUCCAAUUGCCGCUUGACAAUCGCAAUGUAUGCAUAUUGGAGGGACAGGCUUCUCCCAACUUGGAAUAUCCUCGAGAAAAUGGUGUAGCCAUUCAGCCUCUUCAGUGCACUUAUCCAAGGCUAUUAGCUCAGAUUCCAUCGUGGAUCUAGCUAUUAACGUUUGUUUCGAGGAUUUCCACGACACGGCUGCACCUCCCAAAGUGAAAACAUAUCCACUUGUGGACUUUGAGUCCUUAAUGUCAGAUAUCCAACUAGCGUCGCUAUACCCUUCAAGUACAGUUGGAUAUCUUCCGUAGUGCAGUCCAAGGUUUUGGGUUUUCCGUUGUUAGAAUAUACAUAUUUAAUGUUAGAAUAUACAUAUUUAAUAGUCAAUAUAUUCUAUGUAUAUAUUUGGUAGCUAAUAUAUUCUCUGCGAUAGACUAAAUAUUCUAUGUAAAUCUGGCAGAUUUAGUUUCCUUUUGUAUUCUCUAGCCUGUAUGUAUAUAUACUGGCUCUACCCAAUGAAUAAAAAAAAUGUGAUUUCAUUCCAUCUUUUAUCCCUAUUACUCAGUUUACAUGGUAUCAGAGCCACACAGGUUUUUCGGGUAGUACUUCCCGAAGUUCGACUCUGUUCCCUCCCUCUGGUUCGAUUCAGCCUUCUUUUGUGCAGGACGUUUCUUGCACUUCGCAGGUCUGAUUUUCUUUUCUGGACACAAUCUGCACCGCAUCUCUUGUUAUCACUAUUGGCCUAGUUGUUUGCAAGCAUGGGUGAUGAUAAGAAGAGUGUGACUGAAAUUACGGUCGGUAAUGCUAGAAUUACCGAGAGAAAACUGACUGGUUGUAAAGAUUACGGGCAGUGGAAACGGACUAUUACCAGGUAUGUUAAUAGUCUUGAUCUGGGAGAUCAUCUAAGUGAAAUGGCUCCUCCACGAAGUCAUCCUGAUGAAAGAAAGAAAUGGAUGAUGGCCGAUGAUAGGUUGUUCAAUCAAAUUCAGAAUACCCUGGAUCCUUCUAUUGAUAGUAUCAUUACUCACUGUGAUACUGUCAAAGAAAUGUGGGAAUACUUGGAGUCUAUGUAUGCUAGUAAACAAGAUCUCUCUUAUGUUCAUCAAUUACUGAUGCACUACUAUAGACCAGAGAUGAAGGACCAGACGUUGUUUCAAUACUACAAUGAAUGUAAACAGAUUUUUGAAGAAAAGCGGUCCCGAUUCCCUAUUACUGCUGAUGUUAAGAGUAUGCAAGAACAAGAGGAGCGAACAUUUGUUCAUGGUGUUUUGGCUGGGCUUGGUCCACAAUAUGAGGUAUCAAGGAGUCAAAUACUAUCUGGUGGGACCCUUCCUAGUUUUUCUGACCUCUAUGGACGUCUCCUUCCAGUGUGCAAAGAUGGAGAAUCCAGAAUGAUGAACUCGAUUGAUACUGCUGCCUUAGUCAGUGAUGUGAGCCGUGGUAAAAGGACCAAUUCAGUCACUACUGAGGGGACUCAUAAUUCUUCUCGCACAUGUUAUCACUGUGGAGCUGAGGGUCAUGUGAAGAAGAAUUGCUGGAAAUUACAUGGUCGUCCACAGGCGUCUGGACAGUUUCCUCCCAGGCGUGUUGCUAAUACGGCUAUCCAGGAUGGUAUCCUACCAACUCCUUCCACCUUUACUAUCUCAGCCGAUGAAUAUGCUCGGCUACUACAACUUUCUCUCACAGCCUCAUCUGCCAGACCACAAGUUGAUACAGGUAAUCCUGCUGCAUGCCUCUCUACAUCAUCACGCAAUUGGGUGAUCGAUUCUGGCGCAACAGAUCAUAUGACUGGUAAUGAAAAUAUUUUGUCUUCAUUUACCUCUUCUGCUAACCAGUCUCAUGUUACUUUAGCAAAUGGAUCAACCACAUCUGUCAAUGGCCUCAGAACAGCAACUCUUUCUCCAAACAUUUCUCUAUCUUCUGUUUUAUAUUUAUCUCAAUUUCCAUUUAAUCUAAUCUCAGUCAGUCAGAUUACUAAAGCCCUAAACUGCUGUGUUAUUUUCUUUCCCACCCAUUGUCUUUUUCAGGAUCUUGGGACGAAGCAGAUUAUUGGUAAAGGCAGACUGGUUAAUGGCUUAUAUGUUUUUGAAUCCUUGGUACCAAGAUCAGUUGCAUGCACAAGUUCGUCUUUGUUGAAAGUUCACUGUCAAUUUGGUCAUCCAUCACUUUCUGUACUACAAAAAAUGUGUCCUAGUCUGUCACGGGAGUCUGUUUUGGAGUGUGAAGCAUGUCAGUUUGCUAAGCAUCACAGAACAACUUUCCGUCCUCGAAUAAAUAAAAGUGUUGAGUCUAGUUUUGAUUUAGUUCACACUGAUGUGUGGGGUCCUUGUCCUGUCGUUUCCAAACUUGGUCAUCGUUAUUUUGUUACAUUUGUGGAUGAUUUUUCACGGGUUACUUGGCUUUAUCCUUUGAAAUCCCGUUCAGAUGUGUUUACUGCAUUUUGUACCUUUCAUGCUGAAAUUCAAACUCAAUUUAAUAAGAAUAUACGCAUUCUGAGAAGUGAUAAUGCUAAAGACUAUCUAUCUAGCACUUUUCAAUCUUACUUAUCUCGCCAUGGGAUUUUACACCACACUUCUUGUCCCUAUACACCUCAACAAAAUGGUGUAGCUGAACGAAAGAAUCGUCACCUACUAGAAGUAGCUCGAGCCUUAAUAUUUCACAUGGGGGUUCCUAAACCAUUUUGGGUAGACGCUGUUUCCACUGCGUGUUACCUUAUCAAUCGUAUGCCUUCUUCUGUUCUUAAUGGUCAGAUUCCAUAUUCCGUUUUAUUUCCCUCUCAGUCCUUGUUCUCUCUUGUGCCUCGUGUGUUUGGUUGCACAUGCUUUGUCCAGGAUAUGCGUUCCCAGGUCUCAAAGCUUGAUCCUAAAUCAAUCAAGUGUGUUUUUUUGGGUUAUUCCCGAUUACAAAAAGGAUAUCGAUGUUAUUCUCCUUCCUUGGGACGGUAUAUUAUCUCUGCAGAUGUCACAUUUUUUGAAGAAACGCCCUUCUUUCAGCAUAGUUCAUCUUCAUCCCCUUCUUUGGAACUCUCUAAUGAUGAGUUUCUAGUCUAUACCACCAGCCAGCUAGAAUCGUUCCCCCCCAGUGAGGUUUCCCCAUCAACUGUCCUUCCUCCUCCACCUCCUCCCCUUAAAGUUUAUUCUCGUCGUGUGCGCCCUGUGACUACGGCACCUACGUUGGCUACCAGUGUACCACCAUCUUCUGUUUCGCCUCCAGAUUCUGCUCCCUCUGACCUUGAUCUCCCAAUUGCCCUCCGAAAAGGUACCCGGACUUGUACUUAUUCUGUUUCUUCCUUUGUUACUUAUGAUGCAUUGUCACCUUCAUCCAAGAGCUUUGUUGCAUGUUUAGAUUCUAUUGUUGUUCCUUCCACUGUUUCUGAGGCCUUGGCUCAUCCUGGUUGGCAAGAGGCAAUGCGAGAGGAGAUGAUGGCUCUUGAUCAGAACCACACAUGGGACCUUAUGUAUCUUCCACCCAACAAAAAAGCUAUUGGGUGUAAAUGGGUGUUCACUGUCAAAAUGAAUCCUGAUGGUUCUGUUGCUCGUUUAAAGGCACGGUUAGUAGCUAAGGGUUAUGCUCAGACAUAUGGUAUAGAUUACUUUGACACUUUCUCUCCUGUUGCCAAACUUACAUCCAUUCGAUUGUUUAUGUCUUUGGCUGCUACUUACAAUUGGACACUCCAUCAACUUGAUAUUAAAAAUGCCUUUUUGAAUGGUGACCUUAGUGAGGAAGUAUACAUGGAGCAACCACCGGGGUUUGUUGCUCAGGGGGAGUUUGGAAAGGUAUGUAAAUUAAGGAAAUCGUUGUAUGGUCUGAAACAAUCCCCACGAGCUUGGUUUGGCCGUUUCAGUGCAACAAUAUUUAAAUUUGGGCUACGCAGGAGUGCCUAUGAUCAUUCAGUUUUCUUCUCUACCUCCAAUUCUGGAUGUAUUCUAUUAGUUGUGUAUGUUGAUGAUAUCGUGAUCACUGGCAGUGAUGCGGGUCGUAUUUUGAAACUAAAAUCUUUCCUGGCUACUUGCUUUCAGACCAAAGAUCUUGGACCCUUGAAGUACUUCUUAGGGAUAGAAGUUUCACGUAGUAACAAGGGAACUUACUUGUCUCAAAGAAAAUACUGCCUAGAUGUUCUAAAUGAUGCAGGUUUGGUUGAGGCAAAACCUUGUGAUGCUCCGAUGAUCCCAAAUGUAAAGUUAACGGCUGAUGAAGGUGACUUGCUCGAAAAUCCUGAGCUAUACCGAAGGAUUGUUGGGAAACUGAAUUAUUUGACUAUCACCCGACCUGACAUUGCUUUCCCGGUAAGUGUGGUCAGUCAGUUUCUGUCCACUCCACGAACAUCACACUGGGAUGCAGUUACACAUAUCCUAAGAUACUUGAAGGGGGCUCCAGGGCGUGGGAUACUAUAUCAAAACCACGGACAUCAUGUUAUUGAAGGGUUUACUGAUGCGGACUAUGCUGGAAACCCUAAUGACCGACAUUCCACCACUGGUUACUGUGUGUUUGUUGGAGGAAACCUUGUAUCUUGGAAGAGUAAGAAGCAAAAUGUUGUCUCUAGAUCAAGUGCAGAAUCUGAAUACCGAGCUAUGGCACAGACGACAUGUGAGCUGGUUUGGCUUCGGCAUUUGCUUGGUGAACUUGGAUUUGCUCAAACAGAACCAAUGAGAUUAUGGUGUGAUAACCAAGCAGCUAUCCAUAUUGCAAAUAAUCCUGUUUUUCAUGAAAGAACAAAGCAUAUCGAAGUUGAUUGUCACUUUACUCGAGAAAAGGUGGAAGAUGGUACAAUUUGCACUCCACACAUCAAAACAGGAAAUCAAGUGGCAGAUGUGUUUACCAAGGCUCUACCGGGGACACGUAUCAAUUCCAUCUGUACCAAGCUGGGCAUGAUUAAUAUCUAUGCUCCAGCUUGAGGGGGAGUGUUAGAAUAUACAUAUUUAAUGUUAGAAUAUACAUAUUUAAUAGUCAAUAUAUUCUAUGUAUAUAUUUGGUAGCUAAUAUAUUCUCUGCGAUAGACUAAAUAUUCUAUGUAAAUCUGGCAGAUUUAGUUUUCUUUUGUAUUCUCUAGCCUGUAUGUAUAUAUACUGGCUCUACCCAAUGAAUAAAAAAAAUGUGAUUUCAUUCCAUCUUUUAUCCCUAUUACUCAGUUUACAUCCGUAAAUACCUCAAAACUCUUAUUAUUGCCUUCCAGUGUUCAUCACCGGGGUUGCUAGUAUAUCUACUAAGCUUACUAACCACAAAGGCAAUAUCAGGCCGGGUACAACUCAUUAGAUACAUUAAACUGCCAAUAAUCCUAGCGUAUUCUACUUGAGAAAUACACUCUCCACGAUUUUUGGUCAGGUGUACGUUUUUAUCUAAUGGCGUCCUUGCCUCUUGAUAAUCAUCCUUAUUAAAUUUAGUAAGGAUUUUAUCAACGUAAUGAGAUUGGCUUAGCGUCAGACCGUCAGGUCCUCUAAUUAUUUUAAUCCCAAGGAUUAAAUCGGCCAGCCCCAUAUCCUUCAUGUCAAAUUUAGAAUUUAGCAUGUUUUUGGUAGAAUUAAUCAUUAGAUUAUUGCUACCCACGAUGAGUAUAUCAUCCACGUAUAAACAUAAAAUGACAUAGCCGUCUACCGUGCUUUUCACAUAGACGCAUUUGUCACUUUCAUUUAUUUUAAACCCAUUAAUUAACAUUGCAUGAUCGAACUUUUUGUGCCACUGUUUAGGGGCUUGUUUCAAUCCGUACAAUGAUUUAAUUAAUUUACAAACCUUCUUUUCUUGGCCUGGAACACGAAAACCCUCAGGUUGUUCCAUAUAGAUUUCUUCGUCUAUAUCGCCGUUUAGAAAAGCGGUUUUUACGUCCAUUUGAUGAACUUCCAAAUUCCGCAAAGCGGCAAUUGCCAGUAUCAUCCUAAUGGAAUUUAUUCUCGUCACAGGAGAAUACGUGUCAAAGUAAUCAUGGCCUUCACAUUGCUUGUAUCCCUUGAUUACAAGUCUGGCCUUAUACUUAUCAAUGGAACCGUCAGGUUUCAUUUUACGUUUAAAAAUCCACUUGGAUCCCAAAGGUUUACAUCCCGAAGGGAGAUCAACCAAUUCCCACGUGUGAUUUUUUAGGAUAGAGUCCACCUCACUUUUGAUGGCUUCUUUCCACAUUGGUCCUUCGGUAGACGUUACGGCUUCCGUAUAAGUCCGUGGCUCAUUUUCUACCAAACAUGUUAGAAAAUCCGGUUCAUUUUCUACCAUACAAGUUAGAAUAUUCGAAUCGAAUUCUACCAAGUAUGUGAGAAAAUCCGGUCUGAAGGAUUUUUCAACUCUAGCACGUUUGCUACGUCGGGGUUCGGGUUCUUCACCGGAUCCCUCGCUAGUAUUUUCCAUAGCUACGUUAAAUGUUCGUUUUGACGUGCUAGGUCCAUCGUUGGACUUGCAUGGAAAUACGUCUUCAAAGAAUGAUGCAUUCCUUGACUCAAUUGUUGUGUUUUUAUGUACGUCCGGAUUAUUCGAAUCGUACACUAAAAACCGAUAAGCACUACUAUUUUGUGCAUAUCCAAUAAAAAUACAGUCCACCGUUUUUGGACCUAUUUUUAUUUUCUUAGGUGUCUGUACAAGCACCUUAUCAAGACACCCCCACACUUUCAAAUAUUGAUAAGAAGGCCGUCUGCCUUUCCACAACUCGUACGGAGUUUUAUCAUAUUUUUUCCGGGGAACCUUAUUUAAAAGGUAAUUGCUUGUCAAGAUUGCUUCGCCCCACAUAUUUUGUGGCAAGCCCGAACUUACUAGCACCGCAUUCAUCAUAUCUUUCAAUGUGCGAUCCUUUCGUUCGGCAACACCGUUUGAUUGAGGUGAAUAGGGUGCGGUACGUUCAUGUACUAUACCCACACUAACACAAAAGUCACCAAUUGGUGCUUCAUACUCACCACCUCGAUCACUCCUAACCGUUUUAAUCCGUCGAUUAAGUUGGUUUUCCACUUCAUUCUUAUAAAGAAUGAAUUUAUCGAUUGCUUCGUGUUUAUUUUUCAACAAAUAAACAUAGCUAUAGCGAGUGCUAUCAUCGAUAAAAGUAAUAAAAUAUUUAUUACCGCCACGUGUUUGUAUUGAUUUAAAAUCACAAACGUCACUAUGAAUUAAUUCUAGUGGUUCCGUUUUUCUUUCAACCGAUUUGAAAGACGUUUUCGUUAGUUUUGCCUCAACACAAAUAUCACAUUUGUGCUUCACAUCAAUUGUGAAUUUAGGAAUGUGUUCCAUGUUAAUUAAUCUACGUAUAGAAUUAAAAUUAACAUGUCCUAGUCUACCAUGCCACACAUUGGAAGACUCAAGCAAGUAAGCAGAAGAGACUUUAUUAUUAUUUUUAAUAAUAGUCAUUACAUUGAGCUUAAACAGCCCAUCACAUGCAUAUCCCUUGCCCACAUACAUUCCCGACUUGGACAAAACUAAUUUGUCCGACUCAAAAACCAUGCGGAAGCCGUGUUUGUUCAACAACGAACCGGAAAUCAGGUUUUUACGUAUUUCCGGAACGAACAAAACUUGGUUUAGAGUCAGCUCCUUGCCCGAAGUCAUCUUCAGGACCACCUUGCCCACGCCUUCCACCGCGGAAUGAGCCGAGUUUCCCAUCCACACCUUCUCACCAUUUGAUGGCUCAAAAGUAGUGAAUAACUCCCGGUUUGAGCAAAUAUGCCGGGUAGCACCGGUGUCCACAAACCACUCCUUGGAAUUGGAUCCAAUGAGGUUGACUUCCGUCACCACAGCCGCUAGGAUGAUGUCUUCAUCCUUUUGCCCACCUUGCACCAAGUUGACGUGAGAAUCUUUCUUUCUCUUUGGUGCCUUGCAAUCCGAGGACUUGUGUCCAUUCUUGUUGCAAUUGAAGCAUUUUCCAUUGAACUUUGUCUUGGAAACGCCUCCCUUCGGACCGAGCUUGCUCUUCCCAUUAUUUUUGUUUUUGGAGCUUUUUGCAUGCUCCACCACGUUGGCCUUGGCGCCGUGAACAAUUGGGAGUUUCCCGUCGUUCUUCCGGUUAUCCUCUUCAAUCCGCAGACGGAGGAUGAAUUGCUCCAAGUUCAUUUCCUUUCGCUUAUGCUUAAGGUAGUUCUUGAAAUCCUUCCAAGCCGGCGGCAACAAAUGAAUAAUUGACGCCACUUGGAACGACUCACUAACUGUCAUUCCUUCAUCUCGAAUUUCGUUGAAGAUCAUUUGCAUCUCCUCAACUUGACUCAAGACCGUCUUCGAAUCCACCAUUUUAAAAUCAAGGAAUCGACCAACAACAAAUUUCUUUGCGCCGGCAUCCUCGCUUUUAUAUUUGUGGUCCAAAGCAUUCCAUAGCUCCUUAGCCGUAGCUAAUUUGCUAUAAACGUCGUACAAAGCAUCGUGCAGCCCGUUCAACACAUAGUUUCGGCAAAGGAAGUCAGAAUGCUUCCAAGCCUCAACCGCGUUGAGAGAUUGCACAUCUACCUCACUCCCGGUUACAACCGGCGCGUCCUCGGUCAAGAAACGUGCAAGACCGAGAGUAGUGAGAUAGAAGAGCAUCUUUUGCUGCCACCUCUUGAAGUUUAACCCGUUAAAUUUUUCGGGUUUCUCCACAGAGUUGCUUGGCACGGUCACCAUAGGGAUAACCCUUUGGUUGGCCAAAAAAGAUGCACCGCGUUGUGAACUAUUGUUCACCGGAGCUCCGCUUUCAGAGUGAUUGUCGUUCAGAACAUUCUGCCCAACACCAAUCUCGUUUUCUUGAGAAGUCAUUUUCGAUUUCUUAACGUUUUUCCAAAACACAAAAAGGAUUUAAGUUCGUUCACAGAAGUGACAAACUACAGUUGAAGAAUGUAUCCGUAUGAUACAAACUUAGCAACACAACUACGUUUUAAGAUUGUACCCGUAUGGUACAAGCUUAAGCAAACAAAUACGUUUUAAGAUUGUUGGAUGUGUUUCGGAAAAUAAAGAAAAUUAAUUAAAAUAAAUUAAUUAAAAUAAAAUGACUAGCGAAAAACAAGAAAGGAGAUGCAACAGAAUUAGUCAAAGCUCGUGCUACGCACGAUGUCCUUAAAACGUAUUUGUUGCCUCCCACGGUACUAGGAGCGUUGCAACAAUCGUUUCCCAGGAUACGAUGACUACGAACUAAUGUUUGAGCACACAAACAAGAGUUCCAGCGAACGAGAACACAGUAUGAACACAGAAGGAAUUUGCAGAUUGCUAGCAGUGUGUUUUUAGAGCUAAAACGUGUAUGGAUUUGUGUAAAAUCGUGUGUUGUUGCAAACCACCUGCCAGCCAUUAUAUAGGAGGAUUUGUUGUGUGUAAAUGGUGAAUUAAUGGACCUGAACGUUGGACAUCAAUGACCAGUCCGUUGGGCAUUGAAUCGUCCAUGAACUGUCCAUUUAACGCUGCAUUAAAGGAUAUAAACAUUGGGCAUUUAUUGCUACCAGAGACCGACGUGUUCUGAUGCCACCAGAGACCGAGGUAUUCUGAUCGAGGUCAUCAGAGACCGAGGUGUUCUGAUGCCACCAGAGACCGAGGUAUUCUGAUCGAGGCCAUUAGAGACCGAGGUGUUCUGAUGCCACCAGAGACCGAGGUGUUCUGAUGCCACCAGAGACCGAGGUGUUUUGAUGCCACCAGAGGCCGAGGUCUUCUGCUAGGCACUUUUGUGAACCGGGAAAAAUAAACGUUUCGGGAAGAAAACAAAAAUUAUCCGUAUCUCUUGAGAGAUAGAUUUUUGGACGACAUUCGUGUCCGCAGGUCGCCCGCGCACGCAAGUCGCGGUUUUUCUUCUCCGAAUUCGGGAUUUGAUUUGCACCCCCCCCUGCGCGCGUGGAGAGAGCCUUUACCCUUAGGAAUCUUAACUCCUUAAGGGGAGAGUCCCUUUAUAAAGGGUUGCAAAUCCCUUGGGGUUUUCCGGUGUGGGAAAUUAACACACUAGAAACCCAUCCUUUUUCCCAGUUUUUCCAUUCUAACGGGUAAACUUCGAAAAGCGAUUUCUCAUUCACCCGUUAUCCGUUUUGAGCGUACCAUAUAUCGAAUUGUAGCCCUUAACAAGGACAAUCCGAAACCACUUUGACCCGACCCAAAUCGGAAGUGGACCCCACUCAGAAAAUUGCCCCAAAAUAGCCAUUUAAUGCAAUUUUUCACACAUUUUUCCAACACGUAGUGCUUAUAGAUAUAGGAUAAACCGACAAACUGUUGGUCCCGUUUAAGUGUGAAACAGUCUAGAGGGGGGGGGGGGGUGAAUAGAUUGUUUUGCUUUUCAAACUUUCUCUAAGUCAAAACUGACUUAUGAGAGAUGGUCUGAAUCUGGUGACAGAGAAAGGUCGAGUUCUGAUGGCAGAACUGGACCUGGCAACGGAUUAGAGUUCUGUCUGGGUAGCCUCAAGAGAACACUAAGACAAAUGCCUUUCUGAUGACUCUUAGAACAAGAUCUGCUGAACACAGAUUCCAAGUUCUUUAGAGUUAUACAGUUAAAGUCUUAAGUGCAAGAAUUAAAAGCAGUAAAGUAAAUGACACCGGGGAUUUUUUUAGUGGUUCAAGGAACAACGCGUUCCUCUAGUCCACUGUUCCACUAAGCUUGUAAAACGACAGUUACAACGCCGUAGUCCCUAGAACUUAAGAAGCUCUCCACGUCUUCUUCAAGCCUAGUUGUCACCCGGGAUGCAGUCCUGCUUCUUGAUGGCUGGUCCUUUCACUGAGCUCCCCGGAAGUACACCCACUUCACUACUCCAGUUAAUUGGACGUCCUUCUUUGCAGAAGAUGUUUAAAAAAAACAGAGUUUUUCUCCAACUUGCUUCGUCACAAAAGAUGUGUUGAUGAAGUGCUUGAAGUUGUUGAAGAACAGUAGGAACUUUGCUCUUGUUGGUGAUGAAGAGUAUAUGAACUGAAGAUCUUCCCCACGUUGGCUUUUCUUGUUGAUGGAGUUAGAAUUUGAAUCUCAAGAAAGUGUUUAGCAAAGAUUGUAGCAAAGUUGUCCGGUUGUUCUUCAUCGAGUAUCUUUUAUACUGGGGUUGUCUUCCCGUUGGAGGAGGAGACAACUGCAUUAAAUGCGCGUACUGCGGAGUUGACCGGUUGGACCCGCAAAUUUGGCAGGUUUCUAUUUUUGUAUAAUAUUCUCCAGGAAUCUCAGUCAAUCAUCUGCAAUUACUCCACAGCGUAUCAGGCUCAUUAAAUGAGCAUUAAAUGCUUUCCUUUUGUGAAAUAUCUUCUAGCCGUUAGGGAAAUUCCCGUUAGUUACACGGCCGUUGAAAGGUAGCAUCGAAUUCUUCUAAGUGUUUGACGUCUGAUGAGACUCUCUGAUUAGCAAUUCUCAAGUCGAGCUCUGAUGGUUCUCUGGUAGCUAUAUGAGGGCAGCUCUGGUAACAGCUCUGAUGAUUUCUCUGAACAGCAGCUCUGCAGCCAACUCUGAUAGCUAGUCAAAGGAGCAACUCAGCUAGCACUUCUCAUAGAGCAGUUCUCCUAGCAGCUCUGAUGCUUCUCUGAAGAACAACUCUCAUAGAUUAUCAGAUGUGCAGCUUUGCUAGCAUCUCUCAUAGAGCAGUUCUCCUAGCAACUCUGAUCAGAAGUACCAAGAGGAUCUCUGACCCGUCGACUAUGCUAAUACUUACAAAGAAAAAUUCUAAUACAAAAAUUCUAUAAGGGGUACUUUAAGAUUCUAAUCUAUCCUAGCAUCAUCAAAAUCUAAGUACAAUUAUUCCUUACACAAACAAUUGUGCGAGAAAAUUUUCUUUGUAGUGCUUUUCGGUAUAGGAAAGAAUAUGAGUCGGCUAACAAUUUAACGGGAAAAUUUUCUAUAUCAUACGUAAUGCUUUUAAGCAUAAGAAGAUAAACCGACUAAAAAUUGAGCGGAUGGAUAUUUCUUUGAAAUAAUGGCAAGAAUAACACUAUUGGACUUCCGUUAGACAAAAAUAGGACUAACUCUUAAUCUAGACAAAAAAGAGAUUAAUUAAAUCUGAACGGACAAAUACACCCUCACAUAAAUACAAAAUAGAACCCGAAUCCCUAAUCUUCUUUCCUUCUUCAUCGUGCCUCCCUCGGUUGCAGCCAAAGAGAAAUCUGCCACAGCAUUCCUUCUUCUUCGUACCUUGUCUGCUGCAACCAAAGGAAAAUCCGCCACACCACAAUCGAUGGUCAAUAACAUCGCUGCCUCCAAGGCCAUUAUCGCCGCCGCCAAGGCCAUUAUCGCCGCCGCCAAGGCCAUCAUCGCCGCCGCUAAGGCCAUUAUCGCCGCCGUUGGUUGCUAAUCGAACGAUUGGAUCUACUCUUCCUCGUGUUCUUCUCCUUUCUUCUACCGGACGAUUUGCAAUCCUUCAAUCGAUCGGUGAGGGCUGUCGGGCGACAGUUAGAUGUAGCGACGAGGAAAGUGGUUGGGGAUGGUGGCUUGGCUAGUGCAGAAACUUGGAGAUGCGGAAGGGGUGAUGGCAGCUGCGUGCCCGGUGGGAUAUCGGGGCCAGGGGAAGGGGCUGGGUUGGUUGGGAUCGGAGGGGGGUUGGUGGUGGGCUGGAGAGGGACUGAGGGUGGCAGGGGUGGGAAGUGUUGUUAGAUACAGACUCUGCAGGCGUUGGGGGUGGCCGGCAGGCGGUGGUGGGGGAUUGGGGAUGGGGGAGAGGCUAGAGAGAGGGUUGGGGUUGGUGCUUGAGACAGGUUAGGUAGCUGGUCACAGGAGAUGACAUGGGCGGGGUGGUCACCAUGGCGUUUGGUCACUGUUGGUUCGCGGCAGGGAACCGGCGGCGGCGGUGAACCGGGGCACAGUGGCUAGUGUGGUGCCCGACGUCGGCUGGUGUUGAAAAUUUUGUCACCGACGGUUGUUGGACGAGUGUAACUGUAACUGCUUAGCGGUGGUCAUUGGACGGUGGUCACUGAACAAGAGUCACUGUUGGAAUUGGUCACUGGGCGGGACUCAUAACUUAUCAAAGUUUUUGCUAGAGCGUUAGUAACUGGGAUGAUAGUCACUGAAGCGGUAGUAACUGGGACGGUGAUCAGCGAUGGUAACUGGGACAGUGAUUGAAGUGGUAGUAUCUGAAACGGUGGUCACUGAAACAGUAGUAACUGAGACGAUGUAACUGAAGCAUUAAUAAUACGGAGUAAUUGAAGCGAUAGUAACUGAAACGAUAGUAACUGGAGAGUUGGUCACUAGAACAUUUGUUAUGCAAUUUUCAUACCUUAAUACGGAGUAUUAUCUCCAUAAAUAAUAUUAAAAUAAAAAGACAUUAAUUGUCAGACUUGAUACUAGGUAAAAAACAGUUGCCAGAGGUUCAAUGUUACGGAUUGUUAGUGUGAAAAAACGAAAACAUUAAUGUGAGAGUGCAUUGCUACGGCUUAGUGUCUUACGGACUUGAUUAUUAUUUAGUGACGUACGGUGCAGUGAAAAAUUAGGGAGGGAGGGCAAAUUAGUAAAGAAAUUGAUAAUUAUUCACAUUUUCGGAAAUUAAGUAAAAAGGUCUCUUUUUUGUCUGUUGUCUAUUUUUUAGUAAUAUGUAUGUCAAAAUCCC